AUGGAAGCUGUAGUCCUGAAGAUUCAUUUGGAAUGCGUCGCACAUACAGUUUUUGAGAGUGGAGAUGAAGGUGACGAUUCAGAUAAUACUGAACCUCUGGAUAUGAUGGAUAUAACCAACAUGAUUACAGGGUCAUCAAUUCUUCAGUGCACAGAGGAAGAAAUGAAACAAAACAAACCACCUGUUAUCAAGAAAAAUCUUAUGCAGAUUUCCAACAUAGGCCUUAAGAGGCAAAACCCCUUUACAAAACAAAAGAUAACUAACCAAGACAAAAUAGAUUCGAAUGAAGAAACUUCAUCUCAAGAUGAGUUCAAGUGUGCGGGAGAUUUGGAAAACGAGUGGUCACAAGAUGAAGAAAAACUGGUUUUGGAGAAAAAUACAAAACAUAAUACAAUCAGUAAGAGAACUUAUAAUGAUACUCUGAACAAAGGGAUAGACAGAAAUGAUAGUUGUGAUAUACCAGAAAAACAGUCAAAAAUUGUGAAAGACAUAGAAGAAAAACCGGUUACCAAAGUAGCCAAAUUGAAAACACCUACCUAUAAAACAGCACCAAAGAGCUCCAAGGCAGGUAAUCCAGCUGGUGUUAUGCCAGUUAUUGGUAAACCAGUGCAGAAAAAACAGGCACUUAAGGAUACAAAGGCCAAAGUUCAAGGUCGCACCCCAAACAUCCGUAGACGGUCAAAAGAUUUAAAAUUCUCUGUAGUGGUGUCAUCAGAGCCAAGUUCCCAGACUGUUGAGGUUCAAACAAGCCCUGCAGCAGUCAAAAGUGAUGCCUCAACAAACACACAAAUAAGAUAUGCAUAUGGAAGAUCCCUUGACCCUAAAUUGAUGAAUGAGCUUGAGACACUCAGCAAGGAACAAGAUGAUAUUGAAAAGGAGGCACUGCUAAUCAGAGAAAGAACUGCAAUGAGACAGGAGAAAAUGAGGGAAGAUGGUAUUCUCGAUAGUUUUGCUGCCACAAUAUCUCCUCUCAAAAGAUUAAAGGCUAUGUUGCAAGAGAAAAAGACAUUUGUUCAUUCUACAAAGAAGGAAUACGACUCUUUGGAAAUGGGCUCCCAGUCACAAAUCAACAAGAGCGUGCAGUUCAGUGAAACGCCAAUAUUUUAUGAAGUACGAGAGACAGAUGAUCAGCAGGAAGAAUAUGGGACACCAGACACAAGUAUCCAAAUGUGCAACAGCUUGAAUGCCAGUUUGUCACAUUGGAAUUCGUUGAAGGGUAACAACAGCUUUCUCCAAACACCUGUUUCGAAAAAAGAGCCGGUUCAAUCAGCCAGAGAAGAAAAGGAAGAAUUUAUUCCUCCUACAAAUGAUGUCCCUGCAGAGAAAUCACCAUUUACCGAAAUAGCCGGGAAUUGUGAACGUCCCUCACUAGCCCCCCUCACACCUCACUCCCGAAAAGAAGUGUCUGUUUUAAAGCUGAUAUUGCGUAAACAAUUAGAGGAUUUAUAUGACUAAUUUUUUGUUCUUUUAUAAGGUAUAUUUAGCUCUCCAUUUUGAGGUAAAAUAUUUGUUUUUAAACUUUUUUUUCCCCAAAGGUACUGUUUAACAGUUUAUAUCUCUUACCUGUAAAAUAUAUGUGGCCAUAAGUAUAAAGAAUCAGUAUUAGCAGUAGAUUUAUACUAAAUUUACUAAUAUUGUUAGGGUAAUAAGUUUUAUUUGUAUGAAAUUACUUUUUUGGGAAGU
Penaeus vannamei (Pacific white shrimp) is the source of this 1683-nucleotide messenger RNA. Lineage: Eukaryota; Metazoa; Arthropoda; Malacostraca; Decapoda; Penaeidae. The record is from RefSeq and is a predicted model, not a curated record.